Ricinus communis (castor bean) is the source of this 2359-nucleotide messenger RNA. Its product is annotated as cytochrome P450 4X1. The transcript has 7 exons. The record is from RefSeq and is a predicted model, not a curated record. Bases 93 to 1844 code for a protein of 583 amino acids. Gene Ontology annotation, molecular function: monooxygenase activity; oxidoreductase activity, acting on paired donors, with incorporation or reduction of molecular oxygen; heme binding. NCBI's taxonomy places the organism in Eukaryota, Viridiplantae, Streptophyta, Magnoliopsida, Malpighiales, Euphorbiaceae.
AACAACAGUAUUCCCAACGACACACAAACAGCCACAAAAACAGUCCUAAAAGUCAAUCCUCUAAGAGAAAAAAAAAACUCAGAAGAAAAACAAUGCUUUCUUCUCCUUCUUCUUCUUCUUCUUCUUCUUCUUCUUCAUCAUCGUGUAAGUUACCGAAUAAUCUAAUCGGUUAUCUGUUAUCAUUGAAAUUGAAGUAUAACAGCUGUGAUUCAAUGGAAAAUUCUCGAAUGUUGUUAAAAGAUUACGCGACGCGUGAAUUGAAUGCGUUUCUUUGGAUUUCUCUGAUUACUAUAACUGCUCUUAUGCUCGAUAAAGUUUUUAAAUUAUUUAGAUUAUGGUCUAAAGCUCGAGCAAUUGCCGGACCUCCUUGUUCUUCCUUUUUCGGUCAUAAUAACUUCGGUUCCCGAGGUAAUUUCCUCGAGCUAUUGUCAGAGCUACACGAUAAAUAUGGAUCUGUUCUCAAGUUGUGGUUAGGGCCUACUCAGCUUCUAGUAUCUAUAAAAGAUCCAGUGCUUAUCCAAGAUAUGCUCUUAAAGGCUGAGGAUAAAUUGCCUUUUACUGGGAAGGCUUUUCGUUUAGCCUUUGGACGAUCCAAUCUUUUCUUUUGCUCCUAUGACCAGGCACAAAAGAGAAGAGAAUCAUUAGCAUUGCAAUUGAAUGAAAAACUGCUUCCAAAAGCAGAAAUAAUUCCCAAGCACACCAUAGAUUGUAUCACACAAAGAAUAGACGAGGGUAUGAUCAAAGGAGGUAUUGAUUGUAAAUUGAUUUCUCAACAUAUGGCUUUUACCGUUUUGGGUACUACACUCUUUGGAGGUGAAUUUUUGGCAUGGUCUAAGGCAACUUCUUAUGAGGAGCUUCUAAUGGAAAUUGCUAAAGAUGCUUCCUUUUGGGCCUCAUAUAGGGUUACUCCCAUCUGGGAACAGGGAUUUUGGAGGUAUCAGUCUUUGUGUACGAAGUUGAAAUUUUUAACUCAGGAUAUUCUUCAACAGUGCAGAAAAAACUGCAAGCUUUUUAGCCGUGUGGAUCAGAACCUCAAUAAUGAAGCUGUGAAAUAUGGAAUGAGAGCUGCAUCUAGCGUACCUCUUUCUGGUGUGGUGAUGCAAGAUAAGUUUUCCCAAAGGGAUCUUGAUGGCCAUAUUAAUGCAAGAGAAGAGCCAUGUGGAAAUAUUAUGGGCAUGAUGUUUCAUGGAUGCAUAGCAACUGCGAGUUUGCUGGGUAAUAUCUUGGACAGGCUUGUUACAAAUCCAGAGAUACAGGAUAAGAUAUACUCGGAGAUUAUUAUGGUGAGGCAAGGUUCAACAAAGGAUGUCCAAAAUGUUGAUGAGAUGCCCCUGUUACUGGCAACUAUUUAUGAAUCAGCCCGCCUUCUGCCAGCAGGACCUUUGCUACAGAGAUGCUCUUUGAGAGAGGAUUUGAGACUCAAAAAUGGUGUAACUAUACCAGCCGGAUCAGUCCUUGUGGUACCUGUGCAUCUGCUCCAGAUGGAUGAUGCCAGUUGGGGAAGUGAUGCUUGCAAAUUUAAUCCAUAUCGGUUUUUGUCAAAAGACAAAAAGGUUUCUGAUUCAGUGGAGGAUUCAUCAUUUACAGUCUCCUCAGAGGUUGCAGAAGAUGCUGUUGACCCAGGUCAGAGCUCAUACAUUUUGAAUGAUCCAAAUGAAAAUGCUGCAUUUCUUCCGUUUGGUUCUGGUGUACGUGCAUGUGUGGGUCAAAAAUUUGUAAUCCAAGGAGUUGCCAUUUUGCUUGCUUCAUUGCUUGAACGCUACGAGGUAAGGCUUCAACCGCUGUCAGAAAACUAUCCGCAAUCAACUAAUCAGGAAAUAGUCUUUGUGAAGAGAAGCAGUUGACAGAAUGAAAUGUUUAUGUCAAUGCUUCAUCAAAUUAUUGUUGUAUAACCAACCAGACAUCUUUUCUUUUUUUUUUUAACCCCUCUUUUUAUCUUUCUUCAAAAUUGAUGGGGAGUCCUUUCCUGUUUUGCUCAUUAGCUUGCCAAAGGGGGCGAGGAUGAUGCAUGAGUUGUAUUUAAUUGCUCAUGCUGUUUUUUCCUCUUCCUGUUUUUUAAAAUGGCCCAAGUGCUGUCUUAAAUGCCAUGACAAUCGGUUUGGUUUUGAAGCAAUUCUGGGCCUAUAUUUGCUGCUGAGCCCUAGUGGUUUUCUUCCCCAUCCUCUCAAGUUAGAUAUGUAUUUUCUUUUAUUUCUCUAUAGUUCUCUCCUUUGAACUUUUUGUUUUUUUUUUUUUGUUUUUUUUUUUUCUCUCUCUCUGAGAGAGAGAUUAUGUUGUAUCUUGAUACUUAAUACAAAUAAUGUGCAACAACCUUUUCAUCUUUGAUUUAAUGAACAAAUAAAUGGUGUGUGUUUCUCUA